Messenger RNA from Myripristis murdjan (pinecone soldierfish), 3824 nucleotides. Its product is annotated as suppression of tumorigenicity 18 protein-like. The coding region runs from base 258 to 3317 and encodes 1019 amino acids. Gene Ontology annotation, molecular function: DNA-binding transcription factor activity, RNA polymerase II-specific; zinc ion binding; RNA polymerase II cis-regulatory region sequence-specific DNA binding. The transcript has 22 exons. Lineage: Eukaryota; Metazoa; Chordata; Actinopteri; Holocentriformes; Holocentridae. Gene Ontology annotation, biological process: regulation of transcription by RNA polymerase II. The record is from RefSeq and is a predicted model, not a curated record. Gene Ontology annotation, cellular component: nucleus.
GGACCCGAACGCAGGUGCUUAUCUCGAGGCUGUCAAAGGCACAGUAUGUCAUAUUCCUGGGGACUACCUUUCAAAGCCACAGCACCAGCUCAGCUAUCAAGAGACUGGGGGAAAAUCAAACUUUUUGGAUCACAGAACUAGAGAAUGAAUUACAUGAUCACUUCCUGAGAGCUGAGAAUUGUGAACGCAUCAACCAAGGUGGACAGUGUGAAUCUGGCAGCUUAUCCUACAGACUGCACAGAAAACUACAAUCAAAGAUGGAUUCUGAGGGUGAGGAGCAAACUCUGCAAACAUGUAACAGUAGCACAGUGCCGGCUGACUGCAUCGCUGACACUCCAAGCCCAUAUGGGUCCAUGGCUAGGAAGAGGAGUGCCCAGGAAGGGGUGCAGGGUGCCCCCGUCAACAAGAGAAAGUCCCUGCUGAUGAAGCCCCGCCACUACAGCCCCAGCGAGCCAUGUGAAGAGGAGAGCGAGGACCUGGCACCGCCACAGGACAAAGAAGAGCUGAGGAACAUUGACACUCCAGCAGAUGGGAACUUGAAUGCAGUCAAUGGAGUGGCCAGCAGGAAUGGUUGCCACGAUGCGGCUGCAAAGUCCCACGAUUCCCUCGGAUGGUCUGAAGUUGCAUCAGAUGUCUCUCCACGGUGCGAGGCGGAGACGUCUGAACCUCUGAUGGACGGGGAUGAAGAGGAAGAGCUCAUGAAUGAAGAGGAAGACCAAAGUCAAGACAGGAUGAGUGUUGCAUGUACUUCGCCGCCACAAAGCCCAUACGGAGACAUGCGGGAGGAGUGGGAGCCUCUGUCUCUUUCUGCCAAGGUGAACGGCUCCAAUAGCAGCCCCUCUCGAGCCUCGGAAGACCUAUCGGGCAGGAACGGCCACCUGAGAGAAGACCAUGACUCAGAACUAGUCGGUCCGAUGGGUCGAACAAGCAUUUUCCAAGCUGAGGUGCUGAGGUGUAGGCCACUCCUGACAGAGGAGGACAGCGAGGGGGAAGUGGAGGCAGACAGGCCGUCCCGGCUGGAGGGCUGGGCUCUGGGCCUACAGGAGCGGGGCCUUGAUUUGGGCCGGGGACGAGUGAACCUGAGUCUUUUGGAACAGGCUAUCGCCCUGCAGUCGGAGCAGAGGCAGGUUCUGCACCACGCCUACAGGGAGAUGGACCGGUUCCUCAUGGAGCAGAUGACCAACGAGAGAAGACACCACCGAAUGAUGGACAUGGACGGCAGACUGAACUAUCAUGGAGGAAAAGAUUCCCCUCGGACAGAUAAGAAAGAUAUAAGGUGCCCGACUCCCGGCUGUGAUGGCACUGGACAUGUGACCGGCCUGUAUCCACACCACAGGAGUUUGUCUGGGUGUCCACACAAAGUCAGAGUCCCCCCUGAGAUCCUGGCCAUGCAUGAGAAUGUCCUCAAGUGCCCUACACCUGGGUGCACAGGAAGAGGCCAUGUCAACAGCAACCGUAGCACCCACCGGAGUCUCUCAGGCUGCCCCAUUGCUGCUGCAGUCAAAGUCUCCAAACCUCAGGAUGAGAGUUCAAAAUGCAGACAAACACCUGACCGCUCACCGAGAGCCAUCGGCUUGAUAAAAAAAUUUGAGAUGAACCAGUUAAACUACAGGCUAUCCCAUCCAGUAGCGGCCUUGCAGACGAACCUUUCCAAGGAUAUGGACAAGUACAGCAAAAUCCGCUUCGAUUACGCUAGUUUUGAUGCGCAGGUCUUCGGCAAACAGUCUCUGAUGGGAUCCAACCAGGACCAGGAUAUCUCUUCUCAUUUCCCUGACUCUCCUCAGCAGUAUCCUGGCUUCCUUGGUACUCCAGGUGGCCGCCUGCCCACCUCUGGUCAGCACAGCCCACCAAGUCAAUUCAAAAAAGGAGACGGUCUCCAAGCCACAGCAGCGACUGCCGCCAUCCUUAAUCUGUCCACCCGUUACCGGAAGAGCAUGGAGGCUGUCACUGGCCGGCCCUUGGCAACCUCCACAAAGGACAUGCUCAUAGAGGUGGACGAAAACGGCACCCUGGACCUGAGUAUGAAGAAAUGCAAGGAAAAUGCGAAAGCCCAGAUGACUAAGGUGCCUUCGGAAGACCCGCAGUCUCCUCCUGAGUCCGCUGUGGUGAAGGGCGGGGGCGUGCUCCUCAACCCGGCCUUUUACCAGCCACUGUGUGACAGAGACAGCUGGGACACUCCCAUCCCUAUCAACUUCAGUAAAGCAUCCAUCCUGCACGACCAAGAGCAGGAGGAUUUUGACGAGGUCUCCCUGGAGGACCAACACUAUCAAGGAGACGCCAGCAUGAUAAGCCCCAAAACCAAGCUGCUAUUACGAGAUUCAAAGAAAGAGCUAAUGAGCUGUCCAACCCCGGGCUGUGAUGGCAGUGGCCAUGUGACGGGAAAUUAUGCAUCACAUCGAAGUGUGUCUGGAUGUCCCCUAGCUGACAAGACACUCAAAUCACUGAUGGCAGCCAACUCUCAGGAACUAAAGUGCCCAACACCUGGUUGUGAUGGAUCUGGACAUGUGACUGGGAACUACGCUUCACACAGAAGUUUGUCAGGAUGUCCACGUGCCAGAAAAGGAGGUUUGAAGCUUACGCCAAACAAGGACGAAAAAGACGAGCAAGAAAUGAAGUGUCCAGUUAUUGGAUGUGACGGACAGGGCCAUAUAUCGGGAAAAUACACAUCCCACCGCAGCGCAGGCAGUUGCCCACUUGCUGCCAAGAGACAGAAGGAGUCGUCCGUCAAUGGGCUGCCCUUUGCCUGGAAGGCCAAUAAACAGGAGCUGCCCCACUGUCCCUUGCCUGGCUGCAAUGGCCUCGGACAUGCCAAUAAUGUGUUUGUCACUCACAGAAGCUUGUCUGGUUGCCCACUGAACGCACAGAGUAUAAAGAAAAAGCACUCAGGAGAGGAGAUGAUGACUAUCAAAUUGAAAGCCAGCAGUGGUGUCGAAAACAAAGAGGACGUUCAACAUUUGGAUCACGAAAUAAAGGAACUGAACGAAUCCAACCUGAAAAUUGAGGCGGACAUGAUGCAACUCCAAACACAGCAGAUUUCGUCUAUGGAAUGUAACCUGAAGACAAUUGAAGAGGAAAACAAGAUGAUUGAACAGCACAAUGACAGCCUUCUGAAGGAGCUGGCGCGCCUCAGCCAAGCUCUCAUUAACAGUCUAACAGACAUUCAGCUGCCUCAAAUGGGACCCAUCAGUGAGCAUAAUUUCGAGGCCUAUGUGAACACAUUAACUGAUAUGUACAACAACUCGGAGCAUGAAUACUCUCCAGAGUGCAAGGCCCUCUUGGAUAAUAUCAAACAGGCUAUUAAGGGCAUCCAUGUUUAAGCUGUAGAGCUACCAAGAGGUUUCUUUGACUUGGGAUAAUGGCACUAGAUAGCUCUAUUUUACUGAAGAGUGCUGGCUUGGCUGCGUGUAUAAGACAAGGCUUUUGGAAAUGUGUUCAUCAUUUCCCCGUAAAUACACUGCACUGAGAAAAUUACCAGCCGGAUUUGUAAUGCUUUUACCGUUUCUGCAUUCACUUGAUAUGUUUAUCCUGGUGAGAUUUUUACCCCCCUUGCACUUAAUUAUUUUGUAUGGUUUGCUUGAUUUGAAUCUGUAUGUGUUCAUGUCAUUCUUAUAUUAUUCGCUAUUUAUUAUAUUUGUUCAUCAGUGUAUUUAUUUCCUCGAUUUUUAUUUAUUUCUCUGAUUGUAAAUGCGUACUAUUGAUGAAUCUGUUGACUUUCUGCACAUUGUAAAUUACAUAGAAGCACAUUCCAAUUUCAUGGCAUACUUCCGCCAUCUAGUGUUGAAAAAUUUAUAUCAGACCACCGAGUAGGAUCUCCCUUUCAAAGU